Messenger RNA from Acanthosepion pharaonis, 960 nucleotides. Lineage: Eukaryota; Metazoa; Mollusca; Cephalopoda; Sepiida; Sepiidae. The record is from the annotation of a GenBank genome assembly.
AUGUGUACUUGUUUGUGUAAUACUUUCUCUCACUACCUCCCGGUUGAUUUCUCUCUCCACGUGCCAAAUGCCGCCAGAAGACACCUGCUCAGCUAUACAAAUCUAUCUAUCUAUCUAUCACAUUAUGUAUAUAUGUAUGUACGUAUGUAUGAAUCUAACUAUCCAUCACAAUCUAUUUCUUUCUUUCUAUCUAUCCAUCUAUCUAUUACAAUCUGUAUGUAUGUAUAUCCUUAUAUAUGGAUCUAUCUAUCAAUCACAGUCUGUUUCUAUCUAUCUAUCUAUCUAUCUAUCUAUCUAUCUAUCUAUCUACUUUCAGCAUCAGCUGAAAUCUGUUUCUAUCUAUCUAUCUAUCUAUCUAUCUAUCUAUCUAUCUAUCAGAGUCUGUACGUAUGUAUGUGUCUAUCUAUCUAUCUAUCUAUCUAUCUCGAUGGCUAUCUAUCUAUCUAUCUAUCUAUCUAUCUAUCUAUCUAUCACAGUCUGUUUCUAUCUAUCUAUCUAUCUAUCUAUCUAUCUAUCUAUCUAAUAAUGUUAAUCUCUCCCUUUCUAUCUAAUAAUGUUUAUCUUUCUCUCUCUAUGUAUCUAAUAAUGUUCAUCUCUCUCUAUCUAAUAAUGUCAUCUCUCUAUAUCUAUCUAAUAAUGUUCACCUAUCUAUCUAUCUAUCUAUCUAUCUAUCUAUCUAUCUAUCUAUCUAUCUAUGACAGUCUGUUUCUAUCUAUCUAUCUAUCUAUCUAUCUAUCUAUCAGAGUCUGUACGUAUGUAUGUGUCUAUCUAUCUAUCUAUCUAUCUAUCUAUCUAUCUCGAUGGCUAUCUAUCUAUCUAUCUAUCUAUCUAUCUAUCUAUCUAUCUAUCUAUCUAUCUAUCUAUCACAGUCUGUUUCUAUCUAUCUAUCUAUCUAUCUAUCUAUCUAUCUAUCUAUCUAUCUAUCUAUCUAUCUAUCUAUCUAUCUAUCUAUCUAUCUAA